AUGUCGACAGGAGCCGUCACUGUAUACGAUGCCGACAAACACGCAGGCCCCGACCGCCUAAACGAGUCGAAUCCUAAAGUGUUGACCGACGCGGAUUUGAUGAACGAUGCCUUCGAUGGCGAGAACGAGGAACACAAACAGGGCUUGUGGGAGGCGGCCAAACUUCACCCCAAGGCCUGCUUCUGGGCCUUCAUUGUGUGCUUCACAAUUGUCAUGGAGUCGUUCGACAUGUUCUUGAACGGUAAUUUCGUCGCACAGAGAGCCUUUCAAAAGCGUUACGGUGUCGUUGUGGGUAAUGAGUAUGUCAUCGAAACCAAAUGGCAAAGCGCGCUUUUCCAAGCCGGGCAAUGCGGUGCUUUUGUCGGCGUCUUCAUGGCUGGACCUGUUGUCAACCGUUUCGGCUACCGUUUGACUAUCAUCUUCGCCCUGGUUCUCAUGAAUGCCACCAUUUUCGUUUCUUUCUUCGCCACAUCCCUCGAAGUCCUCACGGUUGGACAAGCGCUGGAAGGCGUUCCUUGGGGCUUCUUCAUUGCAAUCGGCCCUGCCUACGCCAGUGAGAUUGUUCCUCUUGCCCUGCGAGGUGCCUGUACAGCUACUCUGCAAAUGAGUUGGUCCAUUGGCGGGAUCAUUCUCGCCGGCGUCGCCCUUGGCUAUAAUAAGCGAGAAGAUGAGUGGGCUUGGCGAGGACCUCUCGCCUUGCAGUGGAUCUUCCCUACCCCGCUCUUGGUAAUUCUCCUCUUCGCUCCCGAGUCCCCUUAUUGGCUUAUCCGCAACGGACGCAAGGAGGAGGCCCUUCGCUCUGUUAGGCGCUUGGAUGCUUCCAAUGCUACUGCGCAACAGAAUCAGCAAAAAUAUGCCAUGAUUCAGCGAACCGUGGAGAUUGAAGCCCAGUUGGGCGGUAAUCCCUCUCUUCCCGACCUGUUCAAGGGCGUCGAUCUGAGGCGAACCACCAUCAUCUGCUUGAUGUACGCAUCACAGAACUUUGCUGGUAACCUGAUUAGCAACCAGGCGACUUUUUUCUUUGAGCAAGCUGGAAUAGGCCAUGAUCGUGCUUUCGAUCUUAACAUGAUCGGCGCGUGCCUGUCAAUCUUCUCCAACGCCCUCUCUUGGCCCCUCACUGGCUGGUUCGGCCGCCGAACGAUCUACCUCUGGGGUACGGCUACCAACAUUGCGCUGCUCAUGAUUCUCGGCGUCUGUGCCUCUAUCCGGCAAUCGACCACAACCAACUACGCCCAGGCCAUUCUUGGUGUUGCCAUCGCCUUCGUAUUCGCCGGUACUAUCGGGCCGAUUUCAUACACCAUCAUUGCCGAGACAUCUGCAGUCAGGCUUCGCGCUCUGAGUACCGCUGUUGGCCGUGCCGCCUACUACGUUGCGGAAAUACCCAUGAUUUUUCUGGCUUCGCAGAUGCUGAACCCCACUGGAUGGAACCUCGUGGGCAAGUGCGGCUAUGUCUGGGGUGGUACUGCCUGUGUCUGCUGGCUCAUGGCCUACUUUUUCCUUCCUGAGCUUAAGCACCGCUCUUACCGUGAGGCGGAUAUCCUGUUUAACCGGAAGGUUCCUGCCAGGAAGUUCAAGUCGACUGUCAUUAAGGUGACGGACAAUGAAUAA
Colletotrichum graminicola M1.001 is the source of this 1608-nucleotide messenger RNA. RefSeq lists its product as uncharacterized. The transcript has 5 exons. NCBI's taxonomy places the organism in Eukaryota, Fungi, Ascomycota, Sordariomycetes, Glomerellales, Glomerellaceae. Gene Ontology annotation, biological process: carbohydrate transport; transmembrane transport. Gene Ontology annotation, molecular function: carbohydrate:proton symporter activity. Gene Ontology annotation, cellular component: membrane. The record is from RefSeq and is a predicted model, not a curated record. Bases 1 to 1608 code for a protein of 535 amino acids.